AUGACGGACAGUACCAGUGCCAACAACAGUGCUUCAGUGCUUCAGGAUAACAGUGCUUCAGUUGAUCGGAUUUCAGUUAAAAUCCCACCGUUUUGGCCCAACGAUCUUGAAAUUUGGUUCCUGCAAGUGGAAAACCAAUUUGCACUUGUAAACAUAACAAGUGACGCAGCAAAAUUUAACUACAUAGUUGCUAAUCUCGAAACAGUGUACAUAUCAGAACUUAGGGACACCAUUGUGUCACCACCAGCAACAGAGAGACUACUUAAGCAUGAAGAACUGGGCGAUCGACGACCUUCUCAAUUUUUACGACAUUUACAGUCUUUAGCAGGCACAACAGUACCAGAUAAUAUUGUAAGAUCUCUGUGGUUAGGUAGACUGCCAUCGUCUACACAGGCUAUCCUAGCUGCUCAAGCUAAAGCUAGUUUGGACGCAGUUGCCGAGCUAGCUGACACAAUCUCCGAAGCUAUAGCUCCUGGCGUCCAUAUUUCAGGAGCUUCCAACGCGCGCGAAAGUACCAUCGAUAAAUUGACAGCCGAAUUAGCUGAAAUGAAAAUUCAGCUAGCUAAUUUGUCGCAGGCUCAAGCACAACCCAAUACAUACCGUCGUAACCGCAGCAACUCAAGAGGCAGACCUUAUCCUAGAGACAGGAGCUACAGCAGGGAACUACAUGACAAAACGUUCACCUCAGUCUCUAGCCGGAGUGGAGGAUGGAUAGCAAUGCUCACCUCAAACAUCGGCCCAAACAAAGACUGGACAAGGAUCACCUCAGAGAAAUCGACCAAAACGCCUCAGACCACAAAGCUUCGCGGAAACCGCCAUGGCACACCUUAG
This is a messenger RNA of Diabrotica virgifera virgifera (western corn rootworm), 831 nucleotides long. RefSeq lists its product as uncharacterized. The record is from RefSeq and is a predicted model, not a curated record. Lineage: Eukaryota; Metazoa; Arthropoda; Insecta; Coleoptera; Chrysomelidae. Bases 1 to 831 code for a protein of 276 amino acids. The transcript has 3 exons.